AGUGAUUAAGUCCGCAAUCUUUUCAAUUCGCUUCAGAAAUGGGUUCUCUGGUACAGAAAUUCAGACGCACUGCCACAGAAUACGUCAAAUUUCUUCAGUUGAAAUCUGCACUCAUGACAUCGGUCGAAUGGAGUCUCUGUGAGUCCAUUCGACUUGGGGGCAUAAUAGUCUAAUUUGGUAUGUGAGGCGGAUCUUUCUGCGUAUUUCUGUUGGUCGGUUGUGUCACUUGACUUGAGGAAGGCAAAAAAAUGGAUGCACGCCCAGAAGGAAUAAUCUGACAUAAAACAAAUGUUGCACAAUCCAGAUGAACAGACGGGGUAGACAUUAACGAGAGCAAAUUACAUGCAAUAAUCCGUGGACUAGGCCGGUUACAAUUUACGGUAUAUUUUAAGAAUAACCUCGAAAACAAUUCUCGGAAAGCCAGUUGUGCACUUCAAAGCACCAUGGGCGAUGCUUAAUAACCUGCGUGACUCUUACGCACUGGGCUUCUGGAGGUCCGUCGGCGUGCACGGAUAUACGUGGCACGCCGCAAAGAAGCAGGCAGCCCCGUCCAGAGCUUGCAGCAGUCCCGCGGAGCAAUCUCGGCAGAGGACGGCGUAGCGGAGCUUUGGGGCGGCCCGUAUCGCACUGGGUCACGGUGUGGAGCGCUGUACGUGCGCGCGCAGAGCGUCAGGAAGCCCCGCGCACCCCACUCUAUCCACGCCGAUGCUGCGCUCGCGGUAGGAGUAUCCCACAAUGCCCUUGUAGCGGCGGCGCCGGAGAUGGAUGCUCCUGUCGCCGCGGCUGUGGCUUGCCACCAUCGCGACGGCUUAUGCUACCGUUUCCAGUCGGCCGCCUCCGUCUGUCCGGCAGGUCUGCGGUGCAUGUGACUGUGCGGCGCGACCGGCGAGAGCAGCCCCUGGCGCGCCGCUACCGUCCCCCGCCGGCAGCAGCUUCACCGUCGCAGCCGCUUCUUGGGCAGGGAAAGCAAGGGGCACACAGGAGGAAGGGGGUCCACUGCUAAAGCAUGGACCCCCCUGGCCAAGCUUUGCCCUUCACAGGAGGAGAGGUGCUCCCAGGCGUAUGGGAAUAGAGCCGCUUCGCUAGGGGCCACCGGCGGGGAGAUGAGCGAGCGGAACCGCGGCAGGGACGAAGCGAUGGCCGGCGGGGACACUCCGGGAGGCUUUAACGACACCGACGAGUCCGUGGAGGAGAAGCUGAAGGGUCUGGUGUUUCGGAAGCAGACAUCCUACAGGAAGGCCAUAUCGCGGUCCGGUCUGCAGCAUCUGGGUCCCAUCCAAAGCCCCCCCCUGAGCAACGGGCCGACCAAGGAGCUUCGCACCGCCGUGGACUGGAGUGAGACGGCGGUGAAUGGUGAGCACUUGUGGCUGGAGACCAACUGCUCAGGAGAGCUGUGUUACCUGGGAGAGGAGACAUGCGUGGUGAAGAUCUCAAAGUCAGCACCCCGGAGGAAAUGUGCAGCGUGCAAGAUAGUGGUGCACACAGCCUGCAUGGAGCAGCUGGAGCAGAUCAACUUCCGCUGCAAGCCCACCUUUCGUGAGGGGGGGUCUCGCUACACACUGCGGGACCAGAACACCCUGCGCCACCACUGGGUCCAUCGGCGCCGCCAAGAGGGCAAGUGCCGUCAGUGCGGGAAGGGGUUUCUCCAGAAACUGUUCCACAGCAAGGAGAUCGUGGCCAUUAGUUGCUCCUGGUGCAAGCAGGCAUUCCAUAACAAGGUGACGUGCUUCAUGCUGCAGCAGAUCGAGGAGCCGUGCUCCAUGGGCGCCCACGCCGGCGUCAUCGUGCCACCCUCCUGGAUCGUCAAAGUCAGGAAGCCACAGAGCUCUUUUAAAAACUCGAGCCGAAGGAAAAAACGGACAUCAUUCAAACGAAGGACCAGCAAAAAGGGAACUGAUGACUCCAAGUGGCGCCCGUUCAUAAUCAAGCCCCUGCCCUCUCCGCUCGUAAAACCCGUGCUGGUGUUCGUCAACCCCAAGAGCGGCGGGAACCAGGGCACCAAAGUGCUACAGAUGUUCAUGUGGAUUCUGAACCCCCGGCAGGUGUUUGAUCUCUCUCAGGGGGGGCCCCGGGAGGCGCUGGAGCUGUACAGAAAAGUGCCGAAUCUCCGAAUCCUGGCGUGCGGGGGUGAUGGCACGGUGGGCUGGAUCCUUUCAGCCCUCGAUGAGCUUCAGAUGAACCCACAGCCCCCCGUUGCUGUUCUUCCUCUCGGGACAGGAAAUGACCUGGCACGCACCCUGAACUGGGGAGGGGGCUACACGGACGAGCCAGUGUCUAAGAUCCUGUGUCAGGUGGAGGAGGGUACGGUGGUGCAGCUGGAUCGCUGGAACCUCCAGGUGGAGAGGAAGCUCUCCCCAGGAGACGAGGGCUCUCAGAAGCUGCCGCUGAAUGUCUUCAAUAACUACUUCAGCUUGGGGUUCGACGCUCACGUCACCCUGGAAUUCCACGAGUCCCGAGAGGCCAACCCUGAAAAAUUCAACAGCCGUUUCCGCAACAAGAUGUUCUACGCAGGGGCUGCCUUCACCGACUUCCUGCAGAGGAGCUCCAGGGACCUGGCCAAGCACGUCCGUGUGGUGUGUGAUGGAACGGACCUCACCCCCAAGAUCCAGGAGCUGAAGUUCCAAUGCAUCGUGUUCUUGAACAUUCCCAGGUACUGUGCGGGUACUAUGCCGUGGGGUAAUACCGGUGACCACCGUGAGUUUGAGCCUCAGCGGCAUGACGACGGCUGCAUCGAAGUCAUCGGCUUCACCAUGGCCUCUCUGGCGGCGCUCCAGGUGGGCGGGCACGGUGAGCGGCUGCACCAAUGUCGGGAGGUGACUCUCACCACUUUCAAGACGAUGCCGGUGCAGGUGGAUGGGGAGCCAUGCAGACUGGCCCCAUCCACCCUUCGCAUCUCGCUCAGGAACCAAGCCAACAUGGUGCAGAAGAGCAAGAGGAGGACCUCUGUCCCUCUGCUCAACGACAUUCAGAAAGUGUGUGCCGCCGACCUCCGUCGUCUCUCCGCUCCCCCUGACUCCUUCUCCAUCCCCCACGCCGUCCCAGACCGCCUGCGUCUCCGGGUGAACCGGAUAAGUCUGCAGGAAUACGAGAAGCUGCAGUUUGACAAGGAGCGACUGCGAGACAUCUCUGCACCGGUCGGCAUCGUCGUGGUGAGAGGAGACUGCGACCUGGAGACCUGCAGGCUCUACAUUGACCGACUGCAGGAGGACCUCCACCAAGCUCCCCCAAGCGUCCACCGGGUACACUACCAGGAUGAGUCCCGAAGCCUGGUCCGGCCCGGCUCCGCCCAUAGACUUUCCUCCAACUGGAGCUUCCUGGAUUCAACGUCUGCCGACCGUUUCUAUCGCAUUGACAAGGCUCAGGAGCACCUGCACUUUGUGACAGAGAUCUGUCAAGACGAGGUCUUCAUCUUGGACCAUGAGGCCCCGGGUGUGGGCCAGGUUGGUGGCCCGGGAAUGCCGGACCUUGUAGUGGAACCAAGCGGCUUUUUUUCUCCUCCUCCCAGAACACCGCUGACGACUGAAGAACAAGCCCUGCUCACAGCAGCCUCCUGCGGAGACCUGCCAAAGUUUUCCAGCUCCUGGAGCAGUGGGGUCAGUCUGCUGGUGAGGGACUCGGGGGGCUGCUCUGCGCUUCACAUAGCCGCCCAGAACGGACACGCUGCAGUCAUUGGCUUCAUCCUGGAGCACGGUUCCAAGAUUAUCCUGGAUUUAAUUGACAGUGAAACGGGAGAAACAGCUUUGCACAAAGGAGCUUCCCAGCGAAAGCACACUGUGUGCCGCAUGCUAGUCGAUGCUGGAGCCUCACUCACUAAGGUGAACUUCCAGGGCAAGACACCCAAAGACAAGGCUCUUGAAUCCGGGGACAUGGAGCUGGCCUCUUACCUUGACGGCAGACAGCAGUAUAAGUGCAUCACCCGCGAGGACCUGGAGACGGCAGUAUGAGGGAGUAACCUCUUCUCUCCCUGGAGGGAGAGCAGGCGAGAUCAGUCCCGCCAGAGAUCGACGCAGCUCGCUGGAGAACUGGAACGGGGGGGGGGCACUGUGGUGUGGAGUACUUUAGCCCUCUCCACCCCAAAAACGGGCCAGCCGUCUAGAAGAGGCCUGUGCAACGCUGGCGAUCAGUUUGAUUCCUUCCGUUGGCGCCGCUGUGGCGGGAUCACUUCUGACGUUUAUUUAUUUAUUUAUUUAUUGCUUUAUUUAUUGAACGUCUGGCUGUAGCAGCGCCUGUGGAGGCUGUCGAUAGGAGCGGUGACACCGUAAGGUUGUAGACCCAUGAACACUCUGGGUCUCGGAGCAGCAGUUGGGAGCUCGUGACAGGAGAGCGUGGUCCUUAUUUAACGGGACAUUCUGUAGAUGUGGUAACUGAUAUAUCGGAGUUUUCCUAUCGGACUCUGUGUGUCUUUGAACACUCUGUAGGGCUAGGACCCUCUUCCAAUGUUAACACUACCACGUAGUGUCCUGCCACAUUAUAGAUAUUAUAUCGUAUGGCACUACAUUAUUAAUUAAUCUGCUGUGCUGACCCCAUCAAUCCCACAGGGCAGCCCGUUAGUAAUGUCAGUGACGCCGAGGACCUCACAGAACAUUCACCCGGCCAGCCUCCCAGCUUGCUUUUACCUGUGAUCUAUCUUAUUGUCCUGUGAUUCAAAUUUUUGCUCUGACCCGAUUGACACUCAACACCGCAUUUGAUGGGUCCAAGGUUCGUGGGUCGAGGCUUAGGCCAGCCUUGAACAUUCCAUUAUGGUAUAUUUUUAAAUAAUUUUGACAGGAUUUUGAGGUCUUUUGAGAUGUGAGCAGUAUGACACACUGGGAGCUUGUAUUUUUGGGUUGGAAAUAUACAAAUAUAUACAUAUAUAACAUAUAUAAAAAACUUUUUUUCCCCAAUUUAGUUGCAUGUCUGACAGUGUGCUUAUAUUACUGGAUGAAUGUUACUGAACAGAUGCUAUUGAAUGUUUGUUACUGAAUGAAUGUUACUGAACAGAUGCUAUUGGAUGUUUGUAACUGAAUGAAUGUUACUGAACAGAUGCUAUUGGAUGUUUGUUACGGAAUGAACGUUACAGAAUUAAUUUUGCCUGGAUGUCUGUUACUGAACGAAUGUUACUGGAUGAAUGUUCUUCCUCCUGCUGACUUGUUCUUGCCUGCCCAUGUUUGGCUAGAUAUUAAGUUUUCUUCCUUUGGAGUGUACAGCACCAUCCUCCCUUCUCCGUGCACUUAAGCCUGCUGUUUGUCACCAAAGGGGUGUUUUGGGAGGGGGGGGGUCUCUACAACUGCUCCAUUGUGUUUGAGAGAUGUUCUCUACGCUCCACCAGAGGCUUCAGAGACUGAGUUCAGCCCCUGGAAUAGACUGUACGUUCUCUUUCCGUGGGACACUAAAGAGGCCAGACACCUCCCUGGAUAAACUUUUGAUGUUUUUGUUCCGAUCUUUUCGAAAGACAAAAACUCGGCCCCGUCUUUUAGCCAAGUCUGCCCAGAAGGUAUUUAUUCUCUAUAUUAAUUUUAUGGUGUGUAGUGUUGUUAUUGUGCUUAUUAAUAUUAAGGGGAAAAAAAGAAAAAAUCUGAGCCAUAUUCAAUGCAAUAUGAGAGAACGAAAAUUGUGCAUUUAUGUAUUUAUGAUUCUGGAUUUUUUUUUUUUUUUACAUUACAUUAAUGUUUUAAGGUGGUUGUUUGAAACACCACUAAGCUUUGUGGUGGAGUGUAUAUUUUUUAACCAGUGAAAGUGGGUGUUUUUCUGUUUUGUUUGUAUAUUUUGACUUUUUUUCUUUUAUUUCUCUUUCCUUUGACUUAUUUUAUCAACCAAGGGGAUACCAGUUGCGAUGCGUUGAAGUCAAUCAGCUUGUAGAAAGCUUUCUGGACGAUGUGUUCAUUUGACCGGUUGGUGUAUUUAUUGCGCAUCCAAAAUGAAAUCAAAAUGUGUCUUUCGAGUAGAUGAUUUCAACCACUUACCACAAACAUUUGCAUGACAUAUACACUCAAGUGUGUCGACUUUUUAUCAUGCUUGAGGGUAUGUUUGCACCCAGUGAAGUCCACUGGAAUCUGAGUUACGUAAAUAUGUGUAAAGAUACAAUAUAUUAUUUUCUAUAUUUUUGUGUUUUAUAAACAUUGUUCUGCAUGGGUAUUUUUGAUAACUAAGGUUCUCUUCCUCCCAUGAAAGUGGCAUUAUGAAGUGUAUCUACUGUUAGUACUCACCUUGGUUGUGGUUUAAUAUUUUAACCAUUGAAUUGAGAUUUGGUUUUGUGUAUUUUAAAUUAUGGAAUUACUUGAAUGGUUAAUAUGUUAUGAUAGAUUAUAUUUUAGGUAUGAUCCUGUUUGCCGUAUCAACCCCAUAUUGCGUAUUCGCGGUAUAAUGGAAGUCCGGACACAUCUGCAUAGUGACCGCUGCCUCUCAAACAAACAUGUAACAGACUAUUUUGUUUUUCCCUUCGGUUCACUUGAUGGCUACGUGAUAAAUUUGGACUCGGUAAGAAUCCCUUAGCUACAGAUAUUCAAGAAACUUGUUUGUUGACAGAAUUUGUAAGCCAGGUUUUAUGUUUUUACUGUAGGAUACCUGGGGAUGUGCAUCCCUCUAGAUUUAUAUAUUUAUCAUAACAAAUUCAUCUCAAGGGGAGUCUGUAGUGCCAAAUAUACAACGUUUAAAUGUUUCAUAUGUUUCUGAGUGCAGUAAUUGAAAUAUACUCACGAUGGCAACACACAUUGGAUUUACUUUAAAAAAAAAAAUUCAUUUGUAUAAAUACAGAUGGGAUCUGCUUGA
Messenger RNA from Brienomyrus brachyistius, 6747 nucleotides. It is a transcript of the gene dgki, whose product is annotated as diacylglycerol kinase, iota. Lineage: Eukaryota; Metazoa; Chordata; Actinopteri; Osteoglossiformes; Mormyridae. The record is from RefSeq and is a predicted model, not a curated record. Gene Ontology annotation, biological process: diacylglycerol metabolic process; regulation of synaptic transmission, glutamatergic; lipid phosphorylation. Gene Ontology annotation, cellular component: nucleus. The coding region runs from base 1104 to 3944 and encodes 946 amino acids. Gene Ontology annotation, molecular function: ATP-dependent diacylglycerol kinase activity; protein binding. The transcript has 33 exons.